This is a messenger RNA of Adineta ricciae, 9225 nucleotides long. NCBI's taxonomy places the organism in Eukaryota, Metazoa, Rotifera, Eurotatoria, Adinetida, Adinetidae. The record is from the annotation of a GenBank genome assembly.
AUGCAAGUGAUGAUUACUAAACUGUUUCUUAUUUGGUUAAUUUCACAUGUAUCUCUUGUUGAUAGUUCCCAUUUUUACGGAGGAACGAUUACAUGGCGUCCUACUAAUAAUACUCUGCAGGGUUCUACAACACUGAUUACAGUCGUUGAACGAUUUACAUGGCGUCAUAGUAGUUUCUCAUGUAAUGAUAGUACCAUUGCUGCACAAACUCCGAAAAUCGGCGAUGCGAGCUCAUUAAGCUGCGUGUCGGGAAAUUGUAACUUCUGGAGUCCCAUGAGCGCACAAACAUUCUGCACUGAUUAUAAUGUCGAGCUUGGCACUUCUUCUGGUGAAUAUUACCAGACAUACAGUUUACCCAUCAAUAUCUCGUUCAGUAUUGGCUAUUUGUCAUGCUGUUGGUUUAGCAAUCUUGUUGUAGGAUCUGGUGGUAACUGGGCUAUUGUUAAUCGAAUCAGUACUGCUGUUAGACCGGAUGGUUAUAUUAAUACCAGUCCUGUUGCCAUUUCUCUUCCUAUUAUUUAUAAGGAGAUUGGUAUACAACACACUCAUGCUAUUCAAAUGUUAGACUUUGAUGUUAGCGAUAUAUUACGAUGUCGAUGGUCUACAAACUUGGCGACCAAUAUUAAUCAAUAUGAUGAAUGCAGUGGUAUGUGUAAUGGUGUACCUAAUGCUACUCUUGUUCAAAACAACUGUACACUCAUAUUUACAUUAACAACAGCGAAUCAAUAUGCCGGGGUGUCAUUGCAAAUUGAAGAUUUUUAUAAUUCUGCAUCAGUAGCAGCAAAUAACCCAAUGAGUUCGGUUCCUAUUCAAUUUCUUUUCUAUGGUUACGCAGCACCUAGCAACUGUUCCACUCCUCCUUUCAUUUAUAUUGAUAAUCGACCAAACGCAACGUGCGUUGGUGUUAUACCUGGUGACAAUAUCAGUGAAACUAUUAUUGUGCAAGUCAACUGUCCUGGAAAGAGUAUUGUUGAUUUUAUGACUAGUGUUCCAGUAGGUAUGACAAAAAGUCCGAUUCAAAAUCCUAGUACCGGUUCGUAUAUACAUUUUGACAUUUCGAUCAGUAUCGACGAUGCUUUAUAUCAAGGUGUCUACGCUAUCACUCUUCAAUGGAUUCCAAGUGUCAGUCAAUUUGGUUCACAAGGCGUUUGUUUGAGUGCGAUUGAUAACACACAAGUGCAGUCCAAUCAGCUGUGUGUUACGUAUAUAGUUGAUUUUCAAAGACCUGAUCGCAGUCGACCAACCCUGAUGCAGAAUUCUACGUGGCCUGUUGGAAACAUUUCUGGAAAUCAAACUGUCUUUUCCAUUCAGUCAUCAGUUUCUGUCACUCGGCCCGCACGUCUUGGUGCUUAUAUUUACUUUUGGGACGCUACACUUGGUGACCUUCUCGUUAAAAAAUAUGAUUGUAGCUGGGAGCCAGAAGUUAUAUUUACGAAUUUCACCAUUCGAAUUUAUUUUCCUGUUGCUCCCUGGGUUGAGGGGCAUUCUUACUAUGUUACAUUUGAUACUGGUGUAGCGAGCACGUCUGCAGCGUGUGGACUCGAGUCGACAUCGAUCAACGAUAAGAAUUUCUGGGUAUUUAACAUUUUGAAUUCAACAUCAACAAUAACAACUUCGCUGACAGUAUCAGCUUCUAUAACAUCAAGCACACCGAUCGUGUCUCCUCAAUGCUAUAACUAUACUCUGAUCAAUGAUCCUACAAGAAGUAUCUACGUGGCUUCGAAUGGAUCUUCCGGCUGUGACACAAGCAUUUUCAGUUCUAUUCCAGCGUGGGCGCGUUUUGUUGGUUCAGGUGGCUCAAAACUUCCCACGAGCGCAGUUGCGUACUAUCGAUGUAACACUGAUGCGCCUGGAUGGUAUGCUGGAAAUAUGCCGAUUGGUGUAGAUACAACCACAAGUGGACCAGUAUGUUUUGCAUGGGGUGGUAGCAAUUGUUCUUGGAGCACUACUAUCUCCGUGACUAACUGUGGAUCGUACUAUGUAUAUGAGUUGGUUGAACCUCCGGCUUGUAGUUUACGUUACUGUACUGAUGAACCAACUAAUUGGACAGCACCUACAACUGCGGCUCCCAUGUCAAAUACAGCGAUAGUGUCUCCUCAAUGUUAUAACUAUACUUUGAUCAAUGAUCCUACAAGAAGUAUCAACGUGACUUCGAAUGGAUCUUCCGGCUGUGACACAAGUAUUUUCAGUUCUACUCCAGCGUGGGUGCGUUUUGUUGGUUCAGGUGGCUCAAAACUUCCCACCAGCGCAGUUGCGUACUAUCGAUGUAACACUGAUGCGCCUGGUUGGUAUUCUGGAAAUAUGCCGAUUGGUGUAGAUACAACCACAAGUGGACCUGUAUGUUUUGCAUAUAGUGGUAGCAAUUGUUCUUGGAACACUGCUAUCUCCGUGACUAACUGUGGAUCGUACUAUGUAUAUGAGUUGGUUGCACCUCCCACUUGUAGUUUACGUUACUGUACUGAUGAACCAACUAAUUGGACAGCACCUACAACUCCAGCUCCCAUGUCAAAUACAGCGAUAGUGUCUCCUCAAUGUUAUAACUAUACUCUGAUCAAUGAUCCUACAAGAAGUAUCUACGUGGCUUCGAAUGGAUCUUCCGGCUGUGAUACAAGCAUUUUCAGUUCUUCUCCUGUGUGGGUGCGUUUUGUUGGUUCAGGUGGCUCAAAAAUUCCCACUAGCGCAGUUGCAGACUAUCGAUGUAACACUGAUGCACCUGGUUGGUAUUCUGGAAAUAUGCCGAUUGCUGUGAAUGCAACCACAGGUGGACCUGUAUGUUUUGCAUAUAGUGGUAGCAAUUGCUCUUGGAGCACUACUAUCUCCGUGACUAACUGUGGAUCGUACUAUGUAUAUGAGUUGGUUGCACCUCCAGUCUGUAGUUUACGUUACUGUACUGAUGAACCAGUUACAAUAACAAGCAUACGAACGACAGUUGCUGCAUCCACGUCACAAGUACACACGACAGUUGCUCCAUCCACUCUAACAACUCCACGAGGUUGUUCUUCGCCGAGUAUAACACUCAUUCCUGGUGCGUCAACACCAUCAUCGCCAAUUCAAUUUCGUCGUAGUCAAGAUUUUUCGAUAGUUUCGCUCAUACAACUGAAUUGUAACAUUUCGUUAUCGAUGAUCACACAAUGGACAAUUAAAAAUUGUAGUUCGUCUUGUUUACAACAAGUUCCUCCAAACUCUCAGAUACCAACCACGUUCACUGAACUAUAUGUUCCUGCACGAAUUUUACCUUACGGCUUAUAUGAAUUUACUUUUACGGUAAAAAUGACGCAAAUACCAAGCUUAUCUUCUUCCAAAAUGGCUUAUAUUCAAAUAACUCAAUCAGGUAUAACAGCAAAUUUAGUUCCGUAUGGAACAUCCAUAAUUACACGUGGCAAUCUACAAGAUCUUCAACUAGAUCCUGGAAGUUAUUCUGUUGAUCCAGAUGGUUAUACAUUCAAUGCCUCAAGCUGGAAAUACAAAUACUAUUGUCGAAUUUAUGGUUCAUCAAUGUUUCCAAACUUGCAGGGAUCGUUGUUAACUAUUGACGACAUGAGAAAUGAUUCAUUGAAUCCAUCUUGUUUGUCCAAUAGAAAAGGAUGGAGUUUUGAUAACUCUUUCAAUUCAUCAAUAACAAUACUUGCUAAUUCUCUUCGAUCCAAUCGAACAUAUCAGUUUAUGGUUCAGAUGGAAAAUCGUCGUAAUUCUUCUCUUCAAGCUACUGGUUAUGUUCUUGUCAAAGUAGAAGACACUCGACCACAGAUGGUUUUGAUUGGUUGUGUCAUAUGGACAAUGUGUCAACCAAACUUAGAAUUUCAAUUGGUCAAUCCAACAACACAAGUUGCGCUGUUUUCCACUUGUUUUCGAAAUUGUUCAACAAUCCAAAACAUAACAUGGAAUGUGUACUACGGUGCAGUGAACUCAUCGGCGAAUUUCACUAAAUGGACGCUGUAUAAUCAAACAACUUUCUAUGAGAAUGUCUGGUUUUUCGGAGUUAAUACGAGUAAUUUCACUGCCACAAAUCAAUUAUUCUUGUCUAAUCCACAAAUAAAACUUUGGCAAUUUGAAGCUGUGUAUCGAUUCAAGUCAGAAACUAGUUCAAGUUCACUUAAUUUUGUUAUCAAUCAACCACCCCAGAAUGGUUCAUGCUUGAUUAAUCCUCUAAAUGGGACGACGAGUACUUCGUUCACCAUUUCGUGUCCAAACUGGUCUGAUGAAGAUUCAAUAAAAGAUUACACUCUCUAUGCCUGGACAAAUGAUUUAACGAAGAAAAUAAUCGUUGCCUUUUCAACAGCAUCAAUAUUUCAAGUACGGUUACCAGUCGGCGAUAAUCAAACGUCAUUGCUUCACUUGUUGAUUCACGUUCGAGAUGAAGCGAAUUGCAUCGCUGAAACGAAUGUGUCAUCAGUUACUGUACUCUCGGAUACUACAGCGAUCACCAACUUAAUACUGGAUAUUCAAAAUUCAACGUCAGGAGGUACGACCAAUCCAAUAAUUCAAUUGCUUGCGAGUGGAAAUCAAAAUCUUGUUGGUCAAUUGAUGACUUCAGUGUCACAACAAUUCAAUCAAAUGAGUGAUAACGAUCUUGACCAAGCCAUUUCGAAUGGUGUUCCAGCUGCGAAUAUUCUCAUCUCAUCUUUGAAUACUCUGAGUAAGCAACAGACAGCGUAUGCACCAUUUAAUCAAAUAGUAUUGGAGCAGUUGAACAUACAAUUGAACUCCCGGGCAUCAGUUCGAGAGUAUUUAAUGGAAUUCCUUGCCAAUUUAUCUAUCACAACAUCAAACAGUAUCAAACUACAAGCGUCAGUAUUAGCUCAAUUCACAAAAUCAACCAAUGAACUGACGAGAACAACUUUGGCGAGUGCAUCAAGUCGAUGUUAUCAGUUAGCAUUGACUUUGAAUUCAAUGCAAACAAGUAUUGCAUAUGAAGAUGUCCAAUUUGUAUCAACCAAUCUGUUUCAAUGUGCUUCGAAUCUUAUCAGCGCAGUCAAUGGUGCAUUGCAAGAACGUACAUCAAUUCUCGAUUUAGACUCUUCUCUAGCUACCAAAUUUCCUGAUGAUUAUGACACAGAUGUUGAACUAGCCUGGGCCAAUCCGAAUUUAUUUGCUGAUGGCGAUGAUUUCUCAUUGGAAACGAUACAAAAGAAUCGCAACAUCUACUAUCAGCAGCAAUUAGCUGGACAAAUCAGCACUCAAAUGACUGAGUUGACCUCGUUGUUGACUUCAACGUUGAAUAUCAAUCUCAAUAUUGGACAAAACUUCACUCUUAAAACAUCGCAGGUGAUCAUGACACUAGAGACCAAAUCCUCUCAAUCGCUUGCAAAUCAAUUCACAAAAGUUAUUGGAAAUGGUCAAGUGCAGCUGCCCAACAAUUUCACUUCUUAUCUAGGCACGAACGAGAAGAUCUCCAUUCGAUCAAUGAUGGAACCAUUGGCAUCCUUUGGAAACUCCAAAUCAACAUCCAACACCAAUCUCUCCCGAUCACUCUCAUUCUCCAUUCUUGAUCAAGAUCAAAAAGAAGUUUCAAUUCAAACAGCAAACAAUCAGUCAAUCGAAGUUAUCAUUCCGCGUGAUCCCAAUCUCAUCAUUCCACCAAUGAUCCAUCAAAAUGUCACAUCACUCAAUUCUACUUCUCCUCAUCAACUGCUCUUCCAUCUGAAUUAUUUGAGCUUACCAUCAUCACUACCAGUCUCAGUUCAUUGGGAAAUCGAACCAUCGAGCACAAAUCUCGCUUACUUGUUUGUCUAUCGUUUCGAUCAAACACCACAACUCAACACUUCAAUCAAUCGCAUCGAUGGAUGGACACUUUUUUGUCCUUCCAAUCUCACAAAUAACAGUGUGUACACUUAUUAUGUCGAUAAUCAACAAACAACUGGUCAUCAGUCGAUCAUCUUUGGUUUGAGAGAACUCAAUGCAAUUGAAAUCACUCAACAUUGUUCAAACAUAUCACUUUCUGUUCCUCCCAUCACAGAUCAACCGUUCAACUUCACUGCAGACUAUGCACUCAGAGUCUACACAUCUGGUUGUUAUUAUCUCGAUGCAAAUCAACAAUGGAAGUCAGAUGGGCUCGUCGUUGGACCAUUGACUGAUCACAGUCAAACCCAAUGUUAUUCCACCCAUCUGACAUCAUUUGCAGGUGGACUUGUUAUCUUACCUAAAACAGUCAACUGGAGCUAUGUGUUUGCCAAUGCUGAUUUCAUGAAAAACAAAACCAUCUAUUUGACAGUGAUUGUUGUUUGUGUGAUCUAUGUACUUCUGACUAUUUAUGCACGGUACUACGACAAGAAAGACGUGGAGAAACUAGGUGUUACAAUCUUGCCUGAUAAUAACAAGAACGACAACUAUUUCUAUCAGAUAAUUGUGUUCACUGGCCAACGACGAGAUGCUGGAACGAAAUCGAAUGUUCAUUUCGUGAUUCAUGGUGAUGAGAAUGACACUCGCAUUCGAACAUUGGCAGAUCCUCAUCGUCACAUUCUCCAGCGAGGUGGAGUUGAUGCAUUCCUCAUGAGUGUUCCCAAGUCAUUAGGAUUACUGAAUUGCAUCCGCAUUUGGCAUGACAACAGUGGAAAAAGUUCAUCUUCGUCGUGGUUCCUGAAAUAUAUCAUCAUUCGUGAUCUUCAAACAAUGCAAAAGUUUCAUUUCAUCAGUCAACGAUGGCUUGCAGUUGAGAAAGAUGAUGGGAAGAUCGAACGUGUUCUGCAUGUUGCAAGUGACCUGGAAAAGAGUCAGUUCUCAUUCGUUUUGGCAAAACGAACUUAUCACAGCGUGUCUGAUGGUCAUCUUUGGCUUUCGAUCUUUUCUCGUCCACCAUCCACUCAAUUCACUCGUGUUCAACGAUGCACAUGUUGUUUUGUUCUGUUGUUUGUUUCGAUGUUUCUCAAUAUCAUGUACUAUGACUUGGUAAAUGAAGCCAAAUCAACCGGCAGAACUAGUCUAUCAUUUGGUUCGCUUUAUAUAACACCACAACAAAUCAUUAUUGGCAUGAUUGUUGAACUCUUUGGAUUGAUUCCAAGUUUGUUACUUGUCCAACUAUUCCGACGUGCUCGUCCCCGUCAACAGCAACAAUCUCCAUUACGUCAAGCUCUAUCUAAAGUCAAUGAAAACAUUGAAAAUAGUGUUGAUUGUCCGAAGAAGAACAGGAAGGGAACAUUGAUGUUUCCAUGGUGGUGCAUAUUUAUCGCGUAUGGUUUAUGUAUCUUGUUGAUUGGCGUGUCAAUUCUGUUUAUUAUUGCUCGCGGUAUUGAGUUUGGUGAUGAAAAAACACAGAAAUGGCUAACAUCCGUUCUCAGCGGUUUCUUCUCGUCGCUUCUACUCACUCAGCCAUUAAAAAUUGUAUCAUUAGCCAUUGUCUUUGCUUGCUUUUGUCGAAAGUCAAGCGAGGAUCAAGAAGUGAACGAAUUGCUAGAUGAUGAUCAUCACGUCGAACUGAAGGCCGACGAAGAAUAUCUGCAUUCAACAAAGAAGAAAUCUCUAUUCACUCUCCGAUCUCCAACUCGUGCUCAUCGUUUAAAUGAAGAAGAGAUCGUUUACCUUCGUCAUCAACGUCUGAAACACAUGCAAAUGUGGGCCAUCAUUCGGGAAAUCGUGUUAUAUUUAUGUUUUAUAUCAUUUCUCUAUGUGGUCAUUUAUUCUAAUCGUGAUGUAAAUGCAUUCCAACAAGUAGAUCAUUUACGAACGUAUUUUCUCAACACAAGACGAUCGAAUUUCGAUUACACUAAAAUUUCAACGAUUGAUCAAUAUUGGAACUGGUUAGAGAACAGUUUUGUUGAUCAACUUCGUGCACAAGAAUGGUACAAUGGUGAUCCACCCCGAAACCUCACUGGUUAUAUUGAUGAUAAAUCGAAUCGACUGAUCGGAUGGGCAACGAUGAGACAGUUGCGAGUGAAAGCAGCGUCAUGUCAAACACAACAACCUAUUUAUUCUACCUGUGAAUAUGAUUACAGUUUCUCACAAGAAGACAAACGUUCUUACGCACCUGGAUGGACAAAUCAAACAACACAAGUGUACAAUGCCUUCAUUCAAAGAGCAUUUACCUAUCAAUCCGGUGAUGAGUUGGAUACAUAUGUGUAUGUUGGAGAUUAUGCAACUUAUGCAAGUGGUGGUUAUGUGUAUGAAUAUCGUGGUCGAUCGAGUGAUCUACGGAGUAAUCUUUCUCAACUUCAUCAACUUGGAUGGAUCGAUAAUCGGACUCGAGCGGUGAUCAUUCAAUUGACUUUGUACAAUCCGAAUGUUCAAUUAUUCACAGCUGUCACUGUUCUCGCUGAGUUUUUUUCAUCAAGUGGAGUAUUAACAAGUUCUCGUUUCGAACCGAUUAGUUUAUAUGCAUUCACAUCAGCUUAUCAAUUAGUAUGUACUAUUGUUUACAUGCUAUUGAUUUGCUACUUCAUGUGGAUAGAAAUUCGUUUGCUAUUCGAAUUGAGAUUAAAAUAUUUCCAUCGAUUUUGGUCUUAUGUUCAAGUUGGCAUCAUCGCUUGUUCAUGGACAAGUGUUGGCAUUUACAUUUGGCGAUACAAAGAAAGUCAACGCAUUGGUGAAUUAUUCUCGAAAACCAAUGGUUAUGUUUAUAUUAAUCUACAAUUUGCAUCGUAUAUCAACGACGUUCUAUCAAAUCUACUGAGCCUUUGUUGCUUUUUUGGAACAGUUCAGUUGAUAAAACUAUGUCGAUAUAAUCAGCGUCUAUGUUUAUUCAUUCAUACUCUUCAAUAUUCGGCCAAAGAACUAUUAUCAUUUUCGUUUAUGUUUGCCGUUGUCUUCAUGUCAUUCGUUUGCUUAUUUUAUCUGUUAUUCAUAUCGAAAUUACCGCAAUGCUCGAGUUUAUUGGGAACAGCACAAAUGUUGUUUGAAAUGACCUUGAUGAAAUUCGAUGCGUAUCAGUUGAGUGGAGCAGCCGCAUUUCUCGGUCCGUUUUGCUUUAGUUUAUUUGUUAUAUUCGUCGUAUUCAUCUGUCUGAGUAUGUUUUUGUCAAUUAUUGGCGAUAAUUUUCGUCGUGUGCGAGUGGAUCUGAACGGGAAAACGAACGGAAUGUUUGACUUUAUGUUCGAAACAUUUCAACGAUGGGCAGGUUUGAGAACGGUAACCGAAGAAGAUAUUUAUAGUGAAAGAGACGCACGAAUGCGUGAAGAAUAUUAUGACCCGAUUGAACGAUUUCCUGACAAAAUGGAUCAAUUAUUGGAAGCAUUCAAUCGAAUUUACAUGAAUCAAACAGUCGAAGGAUCAGUCAUAAAACAUACAAAAACUUAA